AUGACCUCCCAUCCUUCCUCAGGAUGGAGGCGGACCGUCGGUGCCCAAUGGUCCUCCGUCAAGCGCCAGCAGGAUGCCAGUAGUCCGAUCCCUCCCCAUCCCAUGCAGCAAGGAAUGCACUCCUCCCUCCUCGUCGCCCUGUCCAGACCGGACCUUGACCAAGACUACCAACACCAACAGCAGCAACAGUUACUCUUACAGCAACAGCAGGAACUACAGCAGUUACAGCAACAACAGCAAUACCAACAGGAGCAGCAGGCCUUGUUGUUACAACAGCAACAGCAGCAACAAGAACAACAGCAACAGGUUGCAACCAGUUCAUAUCCUGGAUCGAUGCUCGACCAUGCAGCUGCCCACAAUAAUACCCAGUCCGAACACCAGCGGGCCCUCCAACAGUUCAACGAGAACCAGAAGCAACAACAACUCUACCUCCAGCAGCUUCAAUUGAUGCAGCGACUGCAGUCCAUGCCCGGGAGCACUACUAGACCCUGGUACCCGACGUUUGGACCUGCUAUCACCACGUCCUGCAGCGACAGUACCAUCUUACUCGACAACCCGCACCAGUACCGCCUGAUCAACAAUGCCAAGCUCAAUCGCCACGCAGUAGGACCCCACUGGCGGUCUAUUCAGACAUCAUCCACCUACUCUCCUACACCCUCUCCACCUUCGUCAUCACCACAACUCCAAGCAAGAACUCUUGCUCCUUCCUCCUCUUCCUUGUCUACUUCUUCUUCCUCGUCGUCGCUGUCGACCAUGCCUGGUACCACCACAGCCCUACACGCAUACCUGUCGUCCACGUACUCCUCUGCGGCGUCGAUUGAUCAAGCUCGGGCCACCUCUUUUCACCAACACCAACACCAACACGGACACGGACACGGAGACGGGAUCGGAUCAAAUGCCCAGGACGAGCCCGUCCAUCAUCAAUACUACCAGUCUCACUCCUACCCUCAUGAUCCUCGCCAUCACCCUCACCCGGCCUAUCACCCAGGGAACUCCAGAGAAGCCCGGGAUACAAUCCCGUUGGCCAAUCGCGCUUCGCCUUUAACACCCGCUUCUGAGAGAUUCGCGGAUAGCUCUCGGAAGAUGAAGCGCAAGGCUGCCUGGCAAGAUCAGGAUAACAGCAACAACAACAUUAAUAACAACGAAAACGAUGACAGCAACGACGACGAGGAUGGGGACGACAAUGAAAGGAACAAUAGAAACCGCCAGGAUGAGAACGAUAGCGAACAACGGAUUAAUCCAUCGAUGAUGUCCUCUGAUUCACCUCAAGGUUUCCAGUCCAUGUCCUUAUCAGCAGGAAGCCCAUCCCGAUCCGAGUCACAGACAGCAUUGCGGCCUUUUUCUAUGCAGAGCUCGGUCCAGCAGUUUGUUCCCAUCACGACUUCCAGAGCCAAUCAAGGGGUCGACGCGGCAUCAUCUCAUCUUUUUGCUCCCAGUAGGAGUAAUAUGGCUGAACAGGACCAGGAUCAAGACAUGGGCAGUGUUGAUUCUUUCAACGUGAGCACCAAUGCUGCAUCCUUUCCCACGCCCUCCUCCCGUCCUAGUCCGAUGAGCAUGGAGACCAGCAGUGUGGAUCAGGAAGAUAUGGAUGUAGUGCUCACAUCAGCACCAGAGCCAGGAGUACCCAAGCAGUCGAAGCGGACCAAGCCACGACUCAACCCCAACGUCUUUGGAACUAUGUCGAUCGCAGAAACCUUAAGAGAGCAGUCAGGCGAACGGAUACAGGAUAUCUUUCAAGAGUGCUUCUACAACGCUGCCUCCUCAACCCGCGAGACAGUAUAG
Linnemannia hyalina is the source of this 1782-nucleotide messenger RNA. NCBI's taxonomy places the organism in Eukaryota, Fungi, Mortierellomycota, Mortierellomycetes, Mortierellales, Mortierellaceae. The record is from the annotation of a GenBank genome assembly.